Molecule: messenger RNA, 2136 nt
Organism: Malaya genurostris
Lineage: Eukaryota; Metazoa; Arthropoda; Insecta; Diptera; Culicidae
Product: eukaryotic translation initiation factor 4H-like
Exons: 4
Coding region: 60-1094 (344 amino acids)
Molecular function (GO): RNA binding
Source: RefSeq, a predicted model, not a curated record
GUAGACUGAAGGUGGUAAUUUUCUGACACUCGCGACAACACUGGGCUUCAAUAGCAAAUAUGGCAGGCAGAGGUGGUCAUGAUAAUAAUAGAUAUGGAGGUGAACGGCAGCGUAGACCGCUACCAACGGAGCCUCCGUUUAUCGCGUACGUCGGUAACUUGCCCCAGGGCGUUGUCCAAGGAGAUCUCAACAGGAUAUUCAAUGAUUUCACGGUGAAAAAUAUACGUCUGGUUAAAGACAAGGAAACGGAUGUCUUCAAAGGGUUCUGCUAUGUUGAGUUUGGAACAUUGGAGGAACUGAAGAGAGCAUUGGCAUUGGACGGAGUAAUUAUGUUGAAUGAUUGUAUGGCCACUCUGAGGAUUGACAUUGCGGAGCAAAAGAAAAACGACCGUGGUGGCUUCAACAAAAGAGGUGGUGGUCCACCCAACCGUGGAGGAGGUGGCUUCAACAACAAAGGAGGAAACAACAACAGACAGGGUGGCGAUAGAAAUUAUGGUAAUGACAAUUAUGGUAGGAAUGACUUCGAUAGAAAUCGUGGACGGUCCAACAAUUACAAUGAAGAUCUAUCAUCGUCUGUCGACAAAAUGAAAGAUCUAUCGUUUUCAGAUCGUGGUCCCAAUCGUGGUCGGUAUGGCAAUUUCAAUGAGGAAGGCGGAGGCGGUCGCGACGGAGGUGGUCGCGAAGACUGGAGUCGCGAUCAUGACGGACGUUCUGGGCACGACAGAGGUGGUGAUAACUACAGUCGAGACGGUGAUCGGUUUCACCGUUACGGCGGUGGUCCGGGUGGUUCCGGGGGUGGCCGCCGAGAUCAUCGCGAUCAUGACAGGGGAAACGAUCGUUCGCAGCCAGGUCCGGGACCGGCGCUCAGUCUGGCAGAACGCGAUGCCGGUAGACCGAAAUUAAACUUGAAGCCUCGCACCGUGGCUGCUCCGUUGAAUGCACUGGCAGACACGAAGCAAGCGGCUGCAAUUUUCGGUAGCGCACGACCGCGCGAAGAAAAGUUAGCCUCGGAAGGCAGAAACCCGGAGGAGUCGGAACGUAAAACGUCCACGUCUUCAUCGGCGGCUGGAGACGAUAAGAAUGGGUCAAACUAAAGAUGUUCUUUGGUUUAUAAUUAACGUUAACGGUUAAUCCUUUUCCCUUUUAUCAAAUGAGAGCGAAAGUAAAACAGACUUUACUAACGGCAAGCAAAGCAAGUGGAAGAAAACAGCCAAGCAGGUUUGUAAUGCGAAACUACAUACCCAUACAUGAAAAUACAUGCAUAAACAUAAAAACAGAAACAAUACAACCUAACGUAAAAAGUAUGUGUUUAAUUUAUAUUUUGAUUUUUACGCUUUUUUCUACGAUUUAAUAUUAACAAUAAAGAAAAAGAAAAAAUUGCAAAAAGAAAGAAUGAAAUACAAAAUAAUGUGUAAUUAUAAUGCAAAUAAUUAUGGAAGCAGUAAAAUAUAUUAAUUAUAGCACAUUGAUAUAUUCAAAACCUAAAAGAUUAAUGAUUUAAAUGAGGGAAAAGCUGAAAACUGAAAUAUUACUAUAAGAUAAACAAUAGUAACAAAUACAUUUUUCGAGCUAGAGAAACAGAGGAAUGAUUACACUGACGAGUCAAGAUUUUGCGUUUUAAUUUUCUUAGCUUCCCACGUGCGUUGAACGUCUUUUGUGUUUAAGGAUGAGGUAUGGAGUGCUUUUAGUUAAGAGAAAUCGCGAGAGUAUGUGACUCAAUCAACAGCAUAUGAAGCUAGCUUGUUAUGGAAGGAGAAUUUCAUUUGACGAAUUUCUCUACAAUUAAGCAUAGUUUUACAUUCAGACACCGGUAGCUUUACGCAAUCAAAGUUUCUUAAUUUUUGGGUUUUAAUCUAUGGACACUGAUCAGCAACGGCGUAUUGUGAUUUGAGUUUUCCUUACAGGCAUAAAGCAUUCUUUUGGUUCAAAAAUAUUCAAUUAUUAGCUAUCUCGCAUGAAUUGUCUCACUUAGAUCGGUUGAAUAGUUUUGAUGCUAAAUUUCCAAUGCAGAAAUGUAAAAAAAAUAGUAAGACAUUAUACACCCCUUAUGUUUAAGUGUUGUUGAAAUAAAUAUGAGAUGAAUGACGAACUUGAAAAAUGGAUGAAAUAAACUGAUGAAACAACUGAUUCUUGAAA